This is a messenger RNA of Daldinia decipiens, 674 nucleotides long. RefSeq lists its product as uncharacterized. Lineage: Eukaryota; Fungi; Ascomycota; Sordariomycetes; Xylariales; Hypoxylaceae. The record is from RefSeq and is a predicted model, not a curated record. The transcript has 2 exons. Bases 216 to 569 code for a protein of 117 amino acids.
UUCUGAAUUGCUAUGUCAUUAGGGUUCCAAUUUAUUUGGAUCGACUCUCUAGAGCUCAUUGUAAUAUUGCCGCGACAUGGGCUACCGACGGCACUUACGGCUGCUUUACUAAUAGGGACCUAUCAACAAUGGACUAUACUUCGAUGCAAUUGACUUCUAAUAACGGUCAAACUGUCUAAUACGCCUUUGCAUGCUCCUACCCCAAACACCGUUUGAUGGCACAGGUCCCAUUGACCACGCGUGCAUGGUUUAUUCAAGAGCGAUACCUAUCGAAGAGACAGCUAAGCUUCCUGCAUCAAGUUUGUUGGGAAUUUCUGGAGCUUAUUGCUUCUGAGCAAUACCCUACGGGCGCUACAUACAGUUUCAUGCAAGAGAUUGGACUCGGUGUGCAUCGAAAGCCAACUGUAGAAAUUCGAAAUCAUUCCGACUUUCAAAGGACCUGGUAUACAUUGGUGUACUCCUAUUCGGGUUGUGCUAUUACUCAACAAUCUGAUAGAUUGAUCGCGAUUGCAGGGUUGGCUGGAGAAAUGCGAAAAAUUGUACCAGACGAAUAUCUCGCUAGCAUAUAGAAAACAAAUCUCAUUAGGUAGUCAACUUAGUUGGUACGUUAUAGAUGAAGGUGAAUGGUUAACCCGCUUUAGAACCAUAACCUACAUUGCCCCGACAUGGUCUUG